This is a messenger RNA of Drosophila grimshawi, 882 nucleotides long. It is a transcript of the gene Grx3, whose product is annotated as glutaredoxin 3. Bases 104 to 754 code for a protein of 216 amino acids. The transcript is spliced from 3 exons. Lineage: Eukaryota; Metazoa; Arthropoda; Insecta; Diptera; Drosophilidae. The record is from RefSeq and is a predicted model, not a curated record.
UAAAACGACGCUGGGCAGCACUUUUCGCCAGCUGACAUUCUAAAUAGCAAUUUCAACUUAAUUGGCUUUAAAGAGUUAAAAUUUCACAAAAUUUAGCUUAAAUAUGUCAGUGUUAACUGUAGAAAAUCCCGAAGAAUAUCAAAAAUAUAUUAGCGCCAAUAAAACGACCGUUGCGCUCUUCGAAGCCGACUGGGCCGAGCAAUGUGCACAGGUCAAAGAUGUCCUCAAGGAGCUGGCGAGCAUUCUAGGUGAUAAAUUGCAAUUCAUCACGCUCAAUGCCGAAAAAUUCCCCGAAAUAUCAAUGAAACAUCAGAUUGAGGCAGUGCCGACUGUCAUAUUCUUCACCAAGGGCUCCGCUGUGGAUCGUGUGGAUGGUGUCGAUAUUGCAGCCCUUAGCAGCAAAUCUAAAAAACUGGCCGAAAGUGCAAGCAGCGCUGCGUCAACGGGACAAUCGCUGGAAGAUCGUCUGAAGGCGCUCAUCAAUAAGGCGCCGCUAAUGAUAUUCAUGAAGGGCGAUCGAAACGCUCCACGCUGUGGCUUCUCAAAGCAACUUAUUGCGAUUGUUAACGAAACAAAUUUGCCAUAUGAGACUUUUGACAUUCUUUCCGAUGAAGAAGUGCGCCAGGGCUUAAAGACUUAUUCAGACUGGCCGACAUAUCCACAAGUAUAUGUUAAGGGCGAACUAAUUGGUGGCCUAGACAUCAUAAAGGAACUGUUGGCUAACAACGAGCUGGAAGCAUCACUCAAGGGCUAAUAUGCCAGCCAACAUAUUUGGACAAACGAAAUCAGGAACAAACUUUGCUUGACACAAAUUUACAAUUUCCAUUGAUUUUGAUAGACAAAAAUAAAAGAAAAAAUGGCAAUUUGAAUGCUCUUAGAUGU